CCAGCUCAGCCGUGCACGGAGCUCAGCUCAGGGGCUGCUUUUGUGCGCGUUCACGGCACAGAUUUGGAGAUGUCGGCGCCGUCUCCGCGAGCUUGGUGGUGGAGAGAAAAGUAUUUUGUCUCCUGAAAGGAAGCCAACUAAUAGGACAAAAUGUGUAGAUGAGCAGCCAUCUAUAAUCGAGCUCGGACAAUCAGCCGACCCUGAUUGGACUCUCUUCCUCUCGAAUCAAGUUGCUGCCUGCAGCCGCUGUGGGAGCCGGAGUCGCCAUGGAGACAGUGGUGAUCGUGGCCAUUGGGGUGUUGGCCACCAUUUUCCUGGCCUCCUUCGUCGCCCUGGUGGUGGUGUGCAGACAUCGCUACUGCCACCCUCACGACCUGCUGCACCACUUUGAAUCCAAACCCACAGUGGAUCUGAUUGGAGCCAUGGAGACCCAGAGCGAGCCAUCUGAGCUGGAGCUGGAUGAUGUGGUCAUCACCAACCCUCACAUUGAGGCCAUCCUUGAGAAUGAGGACUGGAUUGAGGACGCCUCUGGAUUGGUCUCUCACUGCAUCUCAAUCCUAAAGAUCUGCCACACUUUGACUGAAAAGCUGGUUGCCAUGACAAUGGGUUCAGGUGCAAAGGUCAAAGCACCGGCCAGUCUUAGUGACAUCAUCACUGUGGCCAAACGCAUCAGCCCAAGGGUGGACGACGUGGUCAGAUCUAUGUACCCUCCACUGGAUCCUAUCCUCCUGGACGCCAGGGCCACCGCUCUCCUCCUUUCAGUCAGCCACCUGGUGCUGGUCACCCGCAAUGCCUGUCACAUGUCCGGGAGUAUGGACUGGAUCGACCAGUCGCUCAAUGCGGCUGAAGAUCACAUGGUGGUUUUGCGAGAGGCGGCAUUGGCCUCUGAACCGGAUCGAUGCAUACCUGGAGCCGACGCACAGAGAGAACAGGCCAUCUAGUCAGAUUCUGACACAGACAUGAAGGGCUUGGAAAUGUGUCAUUUUAUCCUUGGGCUUCUGUACUCAAAUGGUACUUAACAGGCACAUAAUCUGCCAGACAGUGUUGAAAAGGCACACUUCCCAAACUCAUCAUCCAGUCCAAUUUAAUAAGGACACUUCUGAAGGCUGUGCUGAUGGGUGCAAGGAUUUGACUCUGUCCUUUAUUUCACUUCUCACAUAAAAAAAGACCUUGGAUUUUUUUCCUUUAUAUUUGCACCAAAAAUGUUUGAGAUUAGUUUGCAUUCACUUCAUCUACAGAGUAAUAUCUGUAAAGUAGAUGUCACACAUUCAGAUACGAGUAGGGUAGAUCUUUUUUAGCGUUAGUCUGUGGAAGCUGCUGCUGCCUGCGAGGGACAGGCCUUGGGAAAUUUGUUUCUCAAGUGCGCCAUCACCCAGCGGUGGGCCUAAAUCCAAUCUCACCAGCACUGCACAGUCACAUGGAGGCUUAGUCAGCUAAUCCAUUCUGAGGAAAAUAACACCCAGUUAGCCAGUGAACCCAAAGGGGCUCCAACUCAGUGGACCAAUGGAAGACCAGCCUGACUUGAUUACAAUUUGUGUGGUCAGCGUGACUUGUGGAUGUUCUAAAACAUCCCUCGGAUACUCUUACAGUGUUGGAAAUCACUGGUCUGUGAGUUGUAACCAAAACAGCAGCAGUAGUUUUAGCCACAUCAGCAGCAGAGUAAGAAUUUUUUCCAGAUGAGUAAUGCCCUUUUGGCCCAUUGAUGGGUUGUAUUAUGGUUAACUGAGGCUGUUAUUGAUGGAGAACCACCACUUUGGUCCACACUGAAAUAUCUUAGUAUCUACUCAAUAGAUUAGCACAAAAAUUUGGACAGAUGUUCAUGGUUCCCAGAGGAUUAAUCCUAAUGACUUGGGUGAUCCCUUGCCGGUCCUCUAGUGCCAACAGCAGGUCCACAUACAGCAUGCGGUUAUAAGCACCUUGAGAGGGAGUGCUCAUUGUUCCGAUGGCCCAAAAUUCCAAAGCCCCUUUAGUCUAAAUAAAUGUCCCAAUGGAGCUAAACCCAUUUCUCCAACAGCUUGUUAUGCCAAAAACAAAAGCUCAUGCUCCAAAGUCCCAUUCUUCGAAAUUAAAUCCUCCCUGCAGUCAAGACACCAGAAAGAAUAUACACAUUGUACAUUUCUAUAAACCACAGAUAAGUUACAUUUGUACAUUAUUUUGUAGCUGAUAUUGAAAAGUAACAUUGUGGUUAGGUUUAGGCACAAAAAAACACUUGGUCAUGGUGAGUAAAAGAUUGUGUUUUGGCUCAAAACAUCCUUGUUUGGUGGCACAAAAGCUGCUGAAAAAGCAGGAACAGGUUGGUGAAAACACCCAUAAUCAUUGGCUCAACCUCUGCUGGGAAUUUGAAAUUAACUACAGGGAGUGCGUAUUUUCCGAGGAACAGGACUUGACAGCAAUGGCUGUUUGUUUUUUGGACAUUGAGCUGGCAAAGAAAUGGCCUUUGGGUCCAAUGGGAAAUGCUUCUAUCUAAUGGGGCAUCAGAAUUUUGGGCCAUCGGAACAAUGGCAUGGCACUAUUUUAAAUGUCGCAACAAGUUGGACUGCCAUGAAAUUUGGCACAGAUGGGCGUAUUCAUGUACCUCACAGGAUGAAUGAUAAUCACUGCGGUUGUCAGUUUUCAUGUAGCACCAGUAAUUUUUAUCAAGUACCUGCAGAAGUAAUGACAUUGCCAUUUGUGUUUAGCGCUAUUUAGCAUGCUAACUAGCUCUAAACUAAAAUGGUAAACAUUAUACCUGCCUAACAGUAGCAUGUUAGAACUGUCACUGUGAACAUGUUAGCAUUAAGCAGUAAAGCAUCAGCCAGCAUGGUUCAGACAGUAAGUCAAGAAACACUUGUUCUUUAAUUCUGACAACGAAAAAUGUUUUUAGAAAAGCUAAAAUUUCCCAUCAAAUUCAACUGUAACUGCUGUUCCGCUCUACAUUUGUCUAAGAAUAAGGAUAUUACAGAAAUAUCAAAGUAGACCAAAACAUUUUAAGCACAUCACCAUCAGCUGUUAACUGUACACGUACUAUAGAGAGAGAUACAGUUGUCUUUAUGCAUUGUCGUGUCAGGAGGCUGCUUUGAACAGUGUGCCGAUCGAGGUGAAGCAGGAUUAGCGUGUUGUUUUGGGCCAGAAGGAUGUUAUUGGAGCAUGUCUACCUGCUCUCUCAUGCAUAGCUAAUAGUGAGUCCCCAAAGAGUCCUAAUAAGGCAUUACCCACAGCCACAAUGAGCACAUGGGCUUAAGCUACAAUACACAUGGCACAAACCUUUGUACACACAAGGCUGGCAGACAAAUGAACACAGCAGUACAUUGUAUGACGCACAACUGUAAAUACACAUCAUAGAUUUAUGGAGUCAAACACACUUGUUUUAGGAUUUUGGUGACAAUCAGGAAGAGGAGCAGAGUCUGUUAAGUGAGAUUAAGAGAUAGCUGUAGCUCUGAGCAUGCAGAGAUGUAUUGAUGGACCCGUAUCAAUAGAGGAGGAAACCUUUAGAAAGUGGUUAGCCUU
Epinephelus fuscoguttatus (brown-marbled grouper) is the source of this 3486-nucleotide messenger RNA. RefSeq names its product transmembrane protein 98 (gene tmem98). Gene Ontology annotation, cellular component: endoplasmic reticulum. The coding region runs from base 267 to 941 and encodes 224 amino acids. The transcript is spliced from 7 exons. Lineage: Eukaryota; Metazoa; Chordata; Actinopteri; Perciformes; Serranidae. The record is from RefSeq and is a predicted model, not a curated record.